Galdieria sulphuraria is the source of this 658-nucleotide messenger RNA. RefSeq lists its product as uncharacterized. The record is from RefSeq and is a predicted model, not a curated record. The transcript has a single exon. The coding region runs from base 5 to 526 and encodes 173 amino acids. NCBI's taxonomy places the organism in Eukaryota, Rhodophyta, Bangiophyceae, Galdieriales, Galdieriaceae.
AAAAAUGAACGAGAAAGUAGAACUGUGGAUUUACUUUGCGAUUAUAGUAGUUCUAUUGGGAGUCGAUGCUUACGCUUUCUACUAUUUUUUCUACAUUGUUUCCAUAUCUGCUUCAGUUACUACAUUUUCAGUGGAAUAUUCAGCUGAACUUCAAGCAGGUUUGGCCUCUUCUGAUAUAACGGAAAGGCAGCUUGUUAGAGCUGUACUACUGGCUGCCUGCUACAAGUUUGCUUCAAACUACAAUUUACCAUUGGAAUACGUCAUGAACACAAGUCCAAAUACAGCUUUUUGGAUGAAUACCUUCUCUUACGACUCUUCCUACUUCGCCAUGAUAGAAAACGUCCCUCAAACACAUUCCAGCGUGAAGGAUGCACUUAUCAUUUACCAAGCCGCUUCACAAAAAUCGUUGAGCAAAACAGAUGCCGAGAACUAUUUAACUAGCUUGAUAAAUCUUUUGCAGAACGCCGACUCCUCGUCUGCUGCGUCAACCAUGUCUCUAAAAUACGCUAGCUCCAUUCCUUUCUAAUGAAAGUUUCCAUAAAGACGUACAGAAUCUACGCUAUCAGCCUGAUAGUAACUUUGUUUCUUAUUGCUGUAAUAAUGACGGCUAUUAUAUUUGCUGCUAAAAACGAAAAAAAAUAAAUGGAUAGAUCAGUUC